AUGGCCGCCCACCCCCCCGCCGAGCAGCUGUCCUUCGCCAGCGCCACCCAGGCAUCCCUCGAGCGCUGGAAACUCGACCUCGCCAGCCUGCUCAGCCACGCCGCCAAGCGCUUCGCAGACAUCGCCUGGGCCAUCCACCCCGGCGCAGAAGAACUCAUCUGCGCACACAAAGCCAUCAUCUACGCCCGCGCCAGCGGCCAGUUCCAGCUCAAGUAUCUCGCCGCAACCGCCCCCUCGCCCCACUCCCGUCUGCCCGGCCUGCCCUCAUCCUCCUCCGUCUUCCUCAACGCCUCCCUCCGCUCACCAACCCCGCAGUCCAUCCGGCCCCCCUCGCCCAGCCUCGCCAGCCUCGCCUCGAUCGCCGGCUCCACCAGGCAGCUCGCCCUCCUCAACGGCACCGACCCCUCCCUCUUCCAGUCCAUCUUGGAGGCCCUCUACACCGCUAACGGGCUCUCCGAGGUCUUCGCCUUCCUCUUCGACGACCAUGCCGCCGCCGACAGCCCCGAGGCACGCACCGACAAACUCAGAAAAGAUUUGCUCUACAUGUGGCGCUCGAAACUCUAUGCCGACUGCCAGAUCAUCCUCAUCAACCAGCAAGACCUCGACAAUCCAACCGAAAACAGCACCUACGAGCAAGAGGCCGUCUUCAGUGCCCACCGCUCCAUCCUCUGCAGCCGCUCGCCCUACUUCGCAUCCCUGCUCCUCGACCCCUAUGCCGACUCAAACAACCGUCUCUUCACCCUCGCCUCCCCCCCCUUCACCCCCGCCUCCCUCCACUUCUCCCUAGGCUAUCUCUACUGCGGCACCCUAGACUUCUCCAACCGGAACUUCGACCUCUCAACCGCCAUGCAGAUCUGGCGCAGCGCCCAGUACCUCGGCCUCGACCUCCUCCGCGAAGAGGUCGAAGCCAAGAUCUCAGACAUGUGUCACAACUUCAGAGACACCUGCAAGUCGUGCAUCAGCCGGAUCGGCCGCGUCUAUGCAUUCGCACUGGCGCUCGACGUCGCCAGCAAGCGCCUCGAGAAGGCUGCCGAGCCCUUCGUCGUCCUCCAGUUUGGCGCCCUCUGGAACAAGGCCAUCGGAGAGCUCCACUACGAGGCUCAGACCCACCUCGUCGAUCUCGUCUGCUUCAGCAUCGACCCCAACACCGUCAUCGGCGCCAUCCAAGGCUCGAAACGUCUCAAGGACCGGCUGGCCAACGAGCGCUCCGAUUGGGCCGAUCAUCUGCUGGCCAUGCUCGAACCCGUCGACGAACAGAUCGGCGUCGUCUUGCAGCAGAAGUUCCCGGCCGUCGUGACCUCCAAAGGCUUCCUCGACCUGCUCGUCGGCGUCGGCUUCUCCAACGACGUCCUCGAGAAGGCGCUCGUCCUCAUGGUCCAAAAGCUUACCGACGAAAACGCUGCCGAAACCUACCAGGUCCUGGUGGGCCAGGUCCUGCUGAGAGAAGACGGCUUGCCGAUGGACGCACGGGUCAUCGUAGAAGAUGCCAAAGCCAGCGUGCUCAAAUAUAUCAAGUCCCACUGGACCACCGUACGCGCUCUCAAUGGAUUCGACCCCUUGGAGAAUUGGGCGCUGAAAGAGAUUUCAGAUGAAAUCGAGAUUCCUCUGGACGACCUUCUCCUCUCAACACCCGCGCCGAGACCUCGGACCAAAACGGGGUUGCAAGCGGCCACCUCUGUCUCCAAGCCCAACGUCCGCGAAGAGGUGACGAGUGUCAGCGCGGCCUCACUGCGCGCAUCGGUGCUUAGUCGAAACGCUUCGCGGAACCAGCCUCUGCGUGCUCAACAACAGUCUCCAGUUUCUAGCCCCAAGGAACGUCUCAUCACAAAAAUCGUCACCAACGUCAAUGCAAACGGGCCUCGCACCCCCCGAUCAUCCGAAAACUCUGCACUUCAUUCAAUCACCUCGCCCCGCCUCAAAACUCAAACAACCCACCUCUCAAGACCAACCCCUCCCACCACGACCUCUAACGCUCUGCGACCCGCUGAAAAUAGAGUAUCCCCGCCAGCUACAGUCCCACUCAAGCAGAGAAGACCAUCCGCAAAGACAGCGUCCAGCUCGACUACUUCGAUCAAAAGCCUCACAUCACCCAAAUCCGAUGGAGCCCAGUCCCCCAAAACGGAUGCCGACCAGAAAUCCCCCAAGGCUAGCACCAGCAAGCCGACUGACUCAACCCUGCCUAGCUCUCAUACAUCCGUCACUCCCAGACGCACUCGUAUCUCACGCCCACCUAGUCCCGCCCCGAGUGCGAGUUCUGCAGUCUCGAGAGUCACGAGAUCCCGAACCGGGUCCAACGCUCCCAAGGCCCGGCGCCCCACCGAUCCCAAAAAGCCCUCCGCAGAUCUGAUGGGCAGCAAGCCACCGAGGGCGCGGACGACGACGGCAGGCUCGAUAGCUUCCACGCGCUCGGUCGCUGCUGGCUCGGCAUCGUCGAUGGUCCAGCGCAAGAGCGUUGCGAACCAGAAGCCGCCGGUUGUGCGCAAGAUCCCGUCGAGCAUCUCGAUGCGCUCCGACACGUCGACUGCCACCAUCGGCCCGACCACGCCCACCGUCAAGAAGACCCCCCACACCCCGGCCACCCUCGCCUUCCCCUCCAAGCCCGACCGGCUUCGGACGACCAGCGCCACCGCACGCACCGGCGCAGCCGCCGCGGUGCCCACGACGACGCCCCAUGCAGGCUCCAAACGGCCGAGCUCGGUGACCUCUGUGCGGACGACGGUGUCGGCUAAGGCGGCCGGCCCAGCCUCGGGCCUGGUGUCUCCCACCAGAUCUACUACCCCAGGCACGUCGACCAAGAGCUCGCUGAAGCUGAAAGCGCGCCUCCCGGACAGCUCGGGGAUCCUGUCGCCCCGCGCGGGCCCAAGGACGAAGAAGCUCCCGAGCCUGACCACCCGCAGUUGCGAGCCCACGGAGACGCUGGCCGACUUGACCGUCUCCUCCGAGCUCAGCGAUGCGCCCUCGCACCAGUCCAAAGGCUCCUCGCUCUCCAACUCCACCAUCAGGAUCCCCGCCAGUCAGGUCCCCCCUCCGGCCGACAGUCCGGCUGGACAGCAGCAGCCCCCGAGCACGAUCAUCGUGACGCCGUCGUCGACGAUGUCGAUCAGCAUGAUGAUGGGAGGAGGAGGCCCGAGUGGAGGAAGCGAGGUGCCGACGAAGCCGCCGGGCACGGUGCUCCUGAUAGGCAUCCCAUGUGUGGUCGCGACGACGACGACGGGGGCGGACGGGCUGCCCCAAGCGGUGAAGUUCCGGGCGGUGGCCUGGAACGACGGCACGGUCGCCGGCGUCCGCUACUUCGAGCUCGGCCAGGAGUCCAAGGAGUCCAAGCUGCGUCUGUUCCGCAACCUUUCGGCGACCCCUUCCGGCUCCGGCCCCCUCAACUCCCUCCGCCCCUCCUUCGUCUCCAAGUCCUCCUCCAGCCGCUCCCAUUUCUCCGCCGCCUGCGACGACGAACGGCCCACCAGAGGCUUGUUCGUCCGCCCCCAAGAAGUCAUCUUCGUCUUUUAA
Molecule: messenger RNA, 3504 nt
Organism: Puccinia triticina
Lineage: Eukaryota; Fungi; Basidiomycota; Pucciniomycetes; Pucciniales; Pucciniaceae
Exons: 9
Coding region: 1-3504 (1167 amino acids)
Molecular function (GO): protein binding
Source: RefSeq, a predicted model, not a curated record